UAGAGUUCUAUUUCAGAUAUUUUCAGCAAAGCUUUAGUUGUGUAGUGCAAGGACAUGAUAUUUUCUUAGCAGAACACUGUUGUGUUUUAUAGUUGGUUUGGUUCAGAGAGAGAAAGAGAGUGUGUGUGUUUGUGAGACAUGGAUGAGGUGGUGGUGAGUAGUGAGGAAAUGGAACUGAGAGCAGAGAGUGAGACAGAGAUGGAGAUGGAGACGGAGGAAGAGAAGUAUGAGACAGAGAGUGAGACUGCAGAGAAUAAGAAGAUGAGGAAGAAGACUAAGAAGCUUAGGAAGAGAAAAGGUGGGAAUUCAAGUGGUGUUGUGAGGUGGGAGAAUUUCUUGCGGAGGAUGAGGUUGAGGGUGUUGCUGAUUGAGGCUGAUGAUUCCACCAGACAGAUCAUAGGGGCGCUUCUUAGAAAGUGUAGCUACAGAGUUACUGCUGUUCCUGAUGGCUUAAAAGCUUGGGAGAUACUGAAGGGAAGACCCCAUAACAUAGACCUCAUAUUGACAGAAGUGGAUUUGCCAGCAAUAUCUGGAUUUGCUCUUCUUACGCUAAUCGCGGAGCAUGAGAUUUGCAAAGACAUCCCAGUCAUAAUGAUGUCCACACAGGAUUCAGUAAGCACGGUUUAUAAAUGCAUGUUGAGAGGUGCGGCUGACUAUCUUGUUAAGCCUAUUAGAAGAAAUGAGUUGAGAAAUUUGUGGCAGCAUGUUUGGAGAAAACAAUCUUCAAAUUUUGGCAUAAAUGAUCCCCAAGAUGAGAGCGUUGCACAACAACAGCUAGAGGCCACUUCUGAAAACAAUGCUGCCAGUAACCGUUCGAAUGGUCGGAUGGCUUGUAUUCAGAGAAAUACUGAACAAAUUGAAAAAGGGAGUGAUGAACAGAGCUCUUGCACGAAGCCAGAGUUGGAAGCUGAAAGUGUCCGUGUGGAAAAUAUGCAGGAAUUCUCUCAGCCAAAAUGGGGCAAAUCGUUUCCAAGUGACAUAAUAUUGCAAAACAAAGAAGAAUACUUGAAUUUCGGCCAGAAAUUUCUUAUGCAUGGGAGUGAAGCAGAAGGAUCAGAGGUGGAUAACUGCAAGGAUGAUAACACAACUCCUCUUGGCAAGGAUAUAAGACCAGAAAGUCAAAAUAGGGAUGCUAUUAUCACUAAUGAGGAUUUUGACAAUAAUUAUGUCCUUGUCAACUCUUCUAGAAAAGCCAUUGAUUUGAUUGGAUCAUUCCAUAACCAUCCAAACUGCAGCAGUGAAGGCAUAAGCAAGUUUGAUUCUUUGCCACAAUUGGAUCUUUCAUUGAGAAGAUCUCAUUUCAAUGGCUUUUGUAAUUCAUAUACUGAAGAAAGGCGUACCCUUGGGACUUCUAAUGCCUCCGCCUUUACGAGGUACACUAACAGGGCAUUACAACCUCCACAAACAAAAAUUGCCAAUGCUUGUAAUCAUCAGAAAGAAUAUGGAACAAAUUCUGAACAAAUGUUAUCCAAUACCUUUACUUCUUGUAGCUCUGAUAAUCCUGGUAUCACACAAAGAAGUAUUAUCUCUCUAGCUGCCGGUCAUUCUAAAGAAUCUGAAGUUGCAACUUCAUGCUCUCAACAGAGAGUGUUUCCUGUACCAAUUCCAGUGAAAGGUAUAAGAGUUAAUAAUCUAUACACGGGUUUUGGUUCUGUUCUUCCUCCAAUGUUUUGUACACAAUCUGGGUCAUCACCAACGCCAAGUCCAAAUUCAGUCCCACAGCAGGAACCCUCGUUUCAAAUGAAUAUACUUUAUCAGUCAAGUCUUGAAAAUAAUAAUUUUGAGCAGCAGUCUGACCCACAUGGUCAAAAUACAAAUGAUGCUGCAAACCAGAAUGUGUACAAGCAGGAACACAAAUUGGAUCCUUUGGAGGACCGAGGGCAUGUAUCUUCAGCGACUGAUCAGAGUGCAAGUGGUAGUUUCUGUAAUGGUGGUGUAAGUCAUCAUAAUAGCGUCGGGUACGGAAGUGCUUGUGGAAGUAACAGCAAUGUUGAUCAUGUUGCUUUUGUGGGGGCUGCUCCUGAGAGCAAGAAUGAAGAAGGUUUCUAUCCUCAAAAUGGAAGUUCACACCGAUCCAUCCAAAGAGAGGCAGCUUUAGCUAAGUUUCGCUUGAAGCGGAAAGAAAGAUGCUAUGAUAAGAAGGUACGGUAUGAGAGCAGAAAAAAACUUGCAGAGCAGCGUCCCAGAGUAAAAGGUCAGUUUGUUCGACAGGUGCACAUUGAUCCAUCACCUUCAGAAAUUGAUGGCAAUUCCUACGAUGGUUAGAUAUUGAGCUUCAGGCAAAUUGAAAUGAUUGGCAUAUUUCUGCCUUUCCUGUUAUCGAUGCUUGAGAAACAAAGAGGAAACAACUGCAAGGACCAAGAUGCUUUCUAACACUACUGUGUGUGUAUAUAUAUAUAUAUAUCUUCUCUUUGGAUGUUGGUUCUUAUAAUCCUCUAUACGCUGUAUUAUAGCAUUGUAAUUUCUAUACAUCUUGGUAGGAGAGGCUGCCUGGACAUUCUUUCUUUAUUUGUUGACAUGUAUGUUUCUUCACUCAA
Molecule: messenger RNA, 2537 nt
Organism: Quercus robur (English oak)
Lineage: Eukaryota; Viridiplantae; Streptophyta; Magnoliopsida; Fagales; Fagaceae
Product: two-component response regulator-like APRR5
Exons: 8
Coding region: 139-2265 (708 amino acids)
Biological process (GO): cytokinin-activated signaling pathway; phosphorelay signal transduction system
Molecular function (GO): protein binding
Source: RefSeq, a predicted model, not a curated record